CGUGUCGUUUCCCAGGAGCAGGGCGUCCUUUUCGCAGCGUUUGCAGCACACUCUGCCGGCUGCCGCCGACACUAGCAGCGGGCCCACGUGAGGGGGCCGCGGGCACCCGGCGCUGGCGGGGCGGCAGGGGCACGGUGCGUGCAGGCGCAGUGCGGCGGCGGCUGGGCGAGGGGAAGGGCGAGCCCGGCGCUGGCGGAGCCGGGGGGGAGCGCGGCGCCCGCAGCACGGCCGCCAUGGCCGCGGCAGUGAGAGCAGAGAAGGAGGAGGAGGAGAAAGAGAAGGAGAAGGAGAAGCGGCCGCCCUUGUCGGCGGCGGCGCUGGCCAAGAUGGAGCGGAACCGGCAGCGGGCGCUGGCACUGCGGCAGGCGCGGCUGGCGGCACGGCCCUACCCUGCCGCAGGCGGCGUGCGGGUGCGGGCCCCCGCCAAGGUCGUGGACACGGGAGGGGGCUUCUUCCUGGAGGAGGAGGAGGAGGAGGAGAAGGAGGAGGAAGAGCGCGGCAGCGCCGCCGCCAGGAUCGUGCGUCCCCCCGCACCUGUGCUAGAAUUUGACUAUCUCAUCUGUGGAGACUGUGGCAAAGAAUUCAUGGAUUCCUACCUUAUGCAGCACUUUGAUUGGGCAACUUGUGAUAAUUGCAGAGAUGCUGAAGAUAAGCAUAAGCUUAUAACAAGGACAGAAGCCAAAGAAGAGUAUCUUCUCAAAGACUGUGACUUAGACAAGAGGGAGCCAGUGCUCAGAUUUAUUGUGAAGAAAAACCCUCACAACCCUCGGUGGGGUGACAUGAAACUUUAUUUAAAGCUGCAGGUAAUCAAGCGUUCUCUUGAAGUCUGGGGUAGUGAAGAAUCAUUGCAAGAAGCAAAGGAACUCCGCCGUGACAGCCGAGAGAAGAUAAAACAGAAAAAGUUUGAUAAGAAGGUUAAAGAGCUCCGCCGUGCAGUGAGGAACAGUUUGUGGAAGAGAGCAGCUAGCAUCCACGAGCAUGAAUACGGACCAGAAGAAAACAUUGAUGAAGAUACAUACAAAAAGACAUGUACUGUAUGUGGCCAUGAAUUAACUUAUGAGAAGAUGUAAUUUUUUUUUUCUAAUUUAAGUAUCUUUUUAAUUGUAUUUUGUAUUAAAGUCAAAUAAACUAAUUAUGACCAAAGCGUGGA
Anas platyrhynchos (mallard) is the source of this 1150-nucleotide messenger RNA. It is a transcript of the gene XPA, whose product is annotated as XPA, DNA damage recognition and repair factor. NCBI's taxonomy places the organism in Eukaryota, Metazoa, Chordata, Aves, Anseriformes, Anatidae. Gene Ontology annotation, biological process: nucleotide-excision repair involved in interstrand cross-link repair; nucleotide-excision repair, DNA damage recognition; base-excision repair. Gene Ontology annotation, molecular function: damaged DNA binding. The record is from RefSeq and is a predicted model, not a curated record. Gene Ontology annotation, cellular component: nucleotide-excision repair factor 1 complex.